Molecule: messenger RNA, 2972 nt
Organism: Echinops telfairi (small Madagascar hedgehog)
Lineage: Eukaryota; Metazoa; Chordata; Mammalia; Afrosoricida; Tenrecidae
Gene: GPBP1L1
Product: GC-rich promoter binding protein 1 like 1
Exons: 13
Coding region: 802-2226 (474 amino acids)
Biological process (GO): positive regulation of DNA-templated transcription; DNA-templated transcription
Cellular component (GO): nucleus
Molecular function (GO): RNA binding; DNA binding
Source: RefSeq, a predicted model, not a curated record
CCGCCUCGGCCGGAUUUGGAGCUGGGGACGCGCCCUCGGACGCUGCGCUUCGGCUCCAGCUUUAGCGCCGCCGUUGCCGGGGGAGCGGAAGCUUCGGACAGCAGCAAUUCCUGUGACCUUUUAAGUAAUUGAGUAAUGAUGGAAAUGGAUCAAAAAUAGUAAAUGACUUCUCUACUGAAGCUACAGAAGAUUCUUCAUAUCACUUCCUGUAGCUCAAUUCACUCUUCAAAAGGGAGCAGAGAAAAGUGAAAUACAGAAAAUUGCAAAGAAAGCAUCCUCACUAUGGAACUGUCUUCCUUGACUACUCCUUACCCCAGUCUUUCUACCUGUUUUUAUUUUAUUCUAAAUUUAUAAAUAGUGAAGACCAAAGAAAAAAGCUUUAUACCAAGAUAUUUGCCUUGAGAGCUGCUAUUCUGUGGAGGGAAAAGUAUACCAAAGUUCCUGUUUGGUUUUUUUUCAACAAGAUUUGUUAAUCUUUAGAGUUUAAAGAAUAAGUCAAAAUAUAAAUACCUAACUGCACACUAUUUUUAGCGGCUGAAUGAGAAAGAAUGCAAUUUGUAUUUCAAGGGCUUUGCCAUUUGGAUGUUUUGCCACUGGAGUUGACUGCUCAGAAGAUCAUCAUUGCGCUUUAAAAGUGUGCUGCUGGCCAAGCUACUUAAGCACCUUUCUUACCAAGAGCACCUCACGAGAGAUCCAGCUGUCAGACUCAAGUUCUGGAAAGAGGACCACAGAGGUUCCACUCUGGGAUCCUGGCCAUGAGGUUGGAUGCCUCAUUUUGCUGAAAAGAGACACUGGACCUAAAUGGCGCAGCAUGACUUUGUUCCUGCUUGGCUAAAUUUCUCAACACCACCGCCAGCUAAGUCACCUGCAAAUACCUUUGAAAAACUCGGAGAGCACCUAUCCCGAGGGGAAGGAAGAUUUGGAGUGAGCCGUCGUAGACAUAAUUCCUCUGAUGGCUUUUUCAACAAUGGACCCCUUCGAAUUACAGGAGAUUCCUGGCACCAGCCAUCCCUGUUCCGUCAUGAUUCUGUGGACUCUGGUGUCUCUAAGGGAGGCACGCACACUGGAAUCACAGGGAACCUAUCUGGUUGGCAUGGCUCUUCCCGGGGUCAUGAUGGCAUGAGCCAGCGUAGUGGGGGUGGCACAGGAAACCAUCGCCAUUGGAAUGGCAGCUUCCACUCUCGGAAAGGCUCUGCCUUUCAGGAAAAACCACCUACAGAGAUUAGGGAAGAAAAGAAAGAAGACAAGGCAGAAAAGUUGCAGUUUGAAGAAGACGACUUUCCUUCUUUGAAUCCAGAAGCUGGCAAACAGAAUCAGCUAUGCAGACCUAUUGGGACCCCUUCAGGAGUGUGGGAAAACCCCCCUAGUGCCAAGCAACCCUCCAAGAUGCUGGUCAUCAAAAAAGUUUCCAAAGAAGAUCCUGUUGCUACGUUCUCUGCUGCAUUCACUUCACCAGGAUCUCACCAUGCAAAUGGGAACAGAUCUUCAACUGUGGUCCCAAGUGUUUAUAAGAACCUAAUUCCUAAGCCUGCACCACCUCCUUCCAAGCCCAGUGCAUGGAAAACUAAUAGAAUGGAACACAAAUCAGGAUCUCUUUCUUCAAGUCGGGAGUCUGCUUUUACCAGUCCGAUCUCUGUUACAAAACCUGUGGUCCUGGCUGGUGGCACAAUUCUAAACUCCCCCAGAGAGAGCCCCUCUAGCACCACCCCGCCAAUUGAGAUCAGUUCCUCCCGUCUGACCAAGCUGACCCGCCGAACUUCCGACAGGAAGAGUGAGUUCCUGAAGACUCUUAAAGAUGACCGGAAUGGAGAAUUCUCAGAGAACAGAGACUGUGACAAGCUGGAGGAUCUGGAGAACAGUACUCUUGAACCAAAGGAGAGUGGAGAGGAAAGCUGUCAUCAGAACGGCCUUACUCUUCCAUUUGCGGAGGAAAGGAGGGUCCUCUCACAUUCUCUGGAAGCUGAGCACAGAUUAUUAAAAGCAAUGGGAUGGCAGGAGUAUCCCGAAAAUGAUGAAAGUUGCCUUCCCCUCACAGAGGAUGAGCUCAGAGAGUUCCACAUGAAGACUGAACAGCUAAGAAGCAAUGGCUCUGAGAAGAACGGCUGCUUACAGAGCCGAAGACCCUGCUUGUUCUCUCCUUGGCCAUGUGCUGGUAAAGGAGACGUUGAGGACUCAGACACAGAAACCAGUAGCAGUGAAACAUCCGAUGAUGAUGCCUGGAAGUAGGCAUAUACUUGCUACAGUUAAAUCUGACCCAGCAAACUUGACUUGUGUGUUGCGGGAGAGUGUACAAAAGAAAUUUGUUCUUUUUUUCUUUAUGUUGUUGUUGAAUACUUCAUGCACAAGGGAAAUAAUCAUAUCCCAAAGAGAGAGCGCGAUUGGCUUGUUUAGCUUUUGUUGUUCUUCUUCUUCCCUGUUUCCUGCUUAAUGGAGAAAAGUUUGUGUGGUGGGAAAGAUUUUAAAUACAUAUAUAGAGAGAGACCCAUACACAGUCUAUAUGGGGCAAUGCACAGGUGGAAGCUGGCAGUGCAGAGAAGCAGCCAGUGGUCUGCAGCAACAGCUUCCACUACCAGCCCCUGGGGCACUCAGCCCUAUGCUCAAGCAAUCAUUGUCAAUGACAAAGUGACUAUGGAAGUUAUAAUUGUAUUAAAUUAAUGCUAAUAAUUUGGAUAUUUUAUUUUUGGCUGCUCGGGUAAUUUUAGCCCCUUAACCAAGCAAAUGUGGUUUUCUUCUUCUGUUUUAUUUCUGGGUACAGUUGUAAAAUAUUUGGAUAUACGAAAUGUUGUGUUAUGCUUGCAGCCUUGAUAUUCAGGGUGGAUUGUAAAAUAUAAAAUUUUUGUGAGAUUUCAAAGAUUAAGAUUAUUUUGAUAACAUUAUUUACAGAUGUAAGAGAUGUGGCUAUCACAAGUCUGUUAUGACAGGGAAAACCAUAAAAUAACUAACUUGGAAUAAAUAUUUUGCAUCAGUUUGGA